AAGGUCUCUCUGGAAAGUCAAGUUUAGGUACAUAUAAUUUUCUUUUAUAUUUUUGAGGCCCCAACACCCUUAUGUUUAUUCAAUAUGCUUCCUUGGGUGGGUAAUUUAUAUACAUUUUCUGGAACCACGCUAUCUAUCUUCCAAACUUAGAUCUUGAGAGAAUAGGGAGGACUGAUAUACAUACUAGGGAGCUUAAGCACGCGCGUUUUUGAGACGCGGACGGCAACCGGAAGAAAAGAUUUCGCAUGCUUGGACCGUAUUGUCCCCCAGAUUUUUAUACUACUCAUCUCUAACGAAGAAAAGAUACUUAGCAAUGUGAAUAUGAUUGUGUGAGGACAAGUUUAAAGUGAAAAAAGCUCACUUCCGGUUACCGUCCGCGUCUCAAAAACGUGCGUGCUUAAGUUCCCUACUAAUUUGAGAAGGGGAAGCUGGCUGGUUUGAGCCUAAUAGAAGGUUCUUAUCAGUUGUUCAUUUCGCACUAAUACUUGCUGUCACUCACGAUUACUUGGCCAAAAGGCCAAAAUUGUUCCUUUCGGCUUAGUGGAAGGGAUACGUCAUGCCCUUUGGUGUGAAGACAUCCAGCGUUGUUUUCUCAAGUAAAUAGAGUGGUCAAAGAGGAGUUUCAAUAGAAUUUUAUAUUAUUUUUUUUCAAAUUUAGAGAAGUACAGGUAAUGUAGAUAUCCCAAUCCAGUUGUUGCUAAGAUUGAUGGACAAUAAUUAUUUCUGAAGUUAAAGAAACAGAAAGUGGAAGGAAGUGAAAGGAAAUAAAAGACAAGGAAGUAAGUUAAAGACAAGGAAGUGAAAGGAGGUGAAAAACAAGGAAGGAGUUGACACGAAGUGACAGAAAGAGACCUAUAUGCUUUGUCUAAAAAAUAGCAUAAUUUCAUGAAACUUCGCAUAUUUACCAAUUUCGACAUGAUAACAUAAAUUAAUCUGUGGAGAUGGUUUUUUGUUUGAAGAAAAGUCGGAAAAGCGUGACAUCGUCAAAAAGGUCCAUAAUUUGGUGAUUAAAGAGAUGUCAGGAUAAAUCCUCCCUGAAGCCAUCGUGUUCAGUGGGAUCUGAGAAACGAGGUAAAAUUGCCAUGGAUAAUUGAAAGUCAAGUCUGAUUGUUCUACCUCCCAAUUCAAAUACGUUAUCCGAUUGGAGGAGAAUGUGUCACAUGUCAUGGACGAAACUCACUAUUCUAACUUCGUAGGGAAACAACAACUUGAACUUUCGACUCGCACGUGAUCAGGUCGCAGCAAAUUUGUGUGCCAGCCGGCGCCAAGCAAAUAAUAUUUUCGCAGUUUUCUCUAUUUUUGAGUUGGGAGGUAUAACAAAACACUAAAUGGCGGACCCCACGGGAAACGGUGAGUUUUGUUUUCCGUCGACCCUCAGUGCUCCCUUUUGCUUUGCCUCGGGGAACAUUGAGGGUCUCGGGGAAACAAAACUCACUGUCUCCUUUGAGGCAAGUCAUUAAGUGCUAAAUGUCGUCCUCGCCAGGGCCGAGAACAAAUUUAAUUCACUCAACGCUUACUUUGCUCUGUUUGAACCAAUGCCAGAAAUCAGACAUAGCGGGCAAAGGACGAGGAAUUUUGUUUUAAGUCUUAAAAGAAAAUUUAACUGCCAUGACGUAGUUUUAUCCCAGUUUCCCACGACAUUGCAGUGCAAUUAGUUUUCCAAUUUAUCAUAUCUCCAGUGGAAAUGUCAACCCCGGCGUAAUUCAUGUUAGAAACAUUUUUUUUGUAUUUUAAAAGGUUUUCGAUUGUUCGUUACGCUUAUCUUUCAUGGAUAUUCCUUUUCGUUUUGAUGACAGAGAUAACCAGCGAACGAGAAUUAUUUUAUGCAACAUUAACGGUUGUUCAAAUAUAAGCCAAUUAACGUUCACCUCCGAUGAUUGCUGUUGAAACUGGCUGAAACUGUCUGAUUUGAGAAGCAUGGUGGCAAUGGAUAAUUUGUUUGAUAUUUUCGGCUGGAUACUUUCAAUCGUAACAGCAACAGGAAAUGGCUUUGUAAUCUUUCUUGUCGCCAAAAAUCGCCGUCUUCAUUCCCCGGCCAACUGGUUCGUUCUUUCCUUGGCCGUGGCUGACUUUAGUGUCGGAAUCGCCGUUUUUCCAUCGAGUCAUUUUUGUCAUAAUUCAACAGCGUGCAACGACAUAGUGUACAUGGCAUUCUUCUGGUUCUUCCUCCACUCUUCAGUCACAAAUCUUUGCUCCUUGACUUGGGAUCGUUACAUCGCCAUCGUUCAUCCUUUCAAAUACAUUAACUCAAUGACAAAAAGACGCCCUAGAAUGGUUAUCUUGAUAGCAUGGUUGAUUCCCUUUGCAAUCUCUUUGUUGCUUUUGGUGGGAAUGUACGCCACCACCUCCAAAACUGCUCUGAAAGUUUUGCGAUUAACCGGCGUGUCUGCUUUUGACAUAGUAUCUUGUGUGUUGCUCUUCUAUGCUGUUGUUCGUAUCCUAGUUGUUGCACGUGCACAUUCUCACCAAGAAACUGCAAUAGAACUACAAGUUCAGCGGUCUAGCCACUCACGCAGCGAAUCUACCGUGAAAGAACCUGCAACUUCACGCAGACGUAAAAAGCACAACACAGCUCCCUUCGUAACUGCUCUAGUCUUGUUCUUCCUGGGAUGUUACGUGGUGGUAAAUUACCUAGUUUUAUGCGCAGCUUUUUCUGGGCAUCAAGUGUCCGAUAAAACUAGCCAGAUCGUAACGUCUCUCUUGGUUGUGAAUUCUGCAGUGAAUCCUUUGGUUUACGCUUUGUUCAAGAGGGACGUGAAGAUGGCGAUGAUAAGCGGAAUCAUUUGCAGGGAAACCUCGAAGUGAAGCGAAGCAACCAGCAGAGACUAACCGCAUGCUUGAGCAGGAUUUGAAGAACUCUGAAAGCGCCUUUCUAUUGUUUCGGCCAGGGUAGAAUUUGACGGACAGAGCUAAGCUGUUUGCGCGAGAAAAGAUAGGUACUUUAGAUUUCACCCUCUGAAGACUUGAGCAGGUAUUUCAGGUUUUCAUGAUAAGACUUCAUCUGCAACAUGGGUGAAACAAAUGGAAUAGUUUUUGUAGCAGUAAACCGAAACGAAGAAUUUCUGAGCAAACUAUUUCGUCAAAUGUUCUGUGAUCUCAAUUCAGUUUUUUAUGGUAAUUAAUCUUUAUUUCUACAUUUUUUUUGUCACCUAAUUCCAUUAAGGGAAACCACUUAUUUUAGAUCUGACAGGCUCGUAUCUUUUAUCAGUAAAUGAAAUCAGUGAAAUACCAUAUUAGGGCACCCUAAAAUGAAAUUUGAAUAUAACAUUCUACCUUGUACAGUGCAGCUGCAUACCAUACUGCGUGAUCAGUUUAUCAACGCGUGAUCAGUUUUUCAAUGGAGAGCUAUAAUUUCCACUAGUUUGCUAUUUGUUAAUGAAGAGUGCUUUAUCUGACAUUUUUAAAAGCUUUCUACUUCAAAAGAAGCGAAACAAACUAGACUGACACUGCUAGACUGAUAUCAUUAUCAAUCAGUCCAUUAAGCCUGUGGUGAAGCCGGAUCUGUCACGGAAACCUCGAUAUAGUCCAUAAGGGCGAUGCAGACUGCCUGGCACGCAGGCUAACCUCUCGUAAAAAAGUGUUUUUUUUUUUAAGCAAAAAGAAAAUCUCAAUUUUAUCCAUCCAAUAUUGUUGCAUUCGAUUUACUUUGCACCUCUAUCAUUAAUUUUACUGUACAUUUUAGACCGUUCGCGGAAACUGAAGAAUAAGACUAUCAUUCCUUUCAAAUCACCUUAGAACUGGUAGAUAUCUUGAUGGGUUUUGUUGUGGUGUGGGUGGAAAUAACAUUUUACGCCUGGUUCGCUCCUGCGGUUAAAGGCGCUACUUACUUUGAAGAUUAGCCCACCAGGGAUCAAACGUUGUCAGAUUUAUUUGAACUAGAGACACGGCUCGUUGCGUCCGUGGUUACAUCGUAGUCAACUGAAAUUGAAAUAAUUACAAGAUAAAUUAUUAUUUACAACAUUCUAAAUCGAAGCGACAAACGAUUUCGAAACUUCCAAUUUGUGUUCCUGGGUGUCGGAUCCCUUUGAUCGCUAUCUUGAUGUUUUGCUCGCGACUGUUGAUUGACUUGACUUCGAAUGUCCGUUACAUGAUAAGAUUUUCCUUUUAAAACAUAAGUCACAUGACUUGUUUUUC
Orbicella faveolata is the source of this 4134-nucleotide messenger RNA. RefSeq names its product trace amine-associated receptor 8b-like. Gene Ontology annotation, biological process: G protein-coupled receptor signaling pathway. Gene Ontology annotation, molecular function: G protein-coupled receptor activity. The record is from RefSeq and is a predicted model, not a curated record. Lineage: Eukaryota; Metazoa; Cnidaria; Anthozoa; Scleractinia; Merulinidae. Gene Ontology annotation, cellular component: membrane.